This is a messenger RNA of Hypoxylon fragiforme, 2913 nucleotides long. RefSeq names its product kinase-like protein. Gene Ontology annotation, molecular function: protein serine/threonine kinase activity; ATP binding. The transcript has 3 exons. Gene Ontology annotation, biological process: peptidyl-threonine phosphorylation; peptidyl-serine phosphorylation. The record is from RefSeq and is a predicted model, not a curated record. Bases 169 to 2415 code for a protein of 748 amino acids. Lineage: Eukaryota; Fungi; Ascomycota; Sordariomycetes; Xylariales; Hypoxylaceae.
UUGAUUUGCAAUGUGACGGAAUUGAACAGAUGCUUGACGGUUCGGCUCAAUUCCCUGCACCUCCCAAUCAUUGACGUUCUUGUGGCUGACACGCGUUCUACCCAAUUUUAAAGAUCCUGGGGUCACUUGAACUUCCUAGAUCACUUAUUAAUACAGUGAGCAAAAAUAAUGGCUACUCCUUCCAGUUCCGACGAGGGAGAGAUAGUGGAAAACGGUGUUGGAGACUCGAAGGCAACUCCACUGCCUCAACUUGAAAGAACCGGUGUUGACCGUAUGGACAGAAGUCGAGCUAGAUAUUCAAGAUCAAAAUCGCCCGAGUAUGUAAACGGCUCCAGGUAUCCUCCUGGCUCAAACCGACGAAGUCGCUCUCCUCGUGGGCGCAAGCGUCCUCGUGAUGAACGGGAAUCAUACCGUGGCGGCCGCAUAGAUGCGGACCCCCGCCGAUUCCGCGUUCAUUACGAGGAUGUAUCCGACACCCACCGCCGCUCACGCUUGUCGUACGAUGACGAAGACCGCCCUCCUUCGCGUUCAUCAGUCUCUGGCCUUCAUUAUGACGACAGAGACCGAGACUACUCUGGUCGCAACACAACCAGAGACCGAAGCCGCGAUCGAGAUCGAGAUCGAGACCGUUAUGCUAAGAAACGUUCCGGCAAUCGCGCUCGCUCUCCAUAUCGACCACCUCGAGGUGGUAGGCAUCGAGCCGACCAGUUACGACAUGACGAAGGCAGUCACUACCAUACUUCAGAUAAGAACGGUGUAGAUAGUGUUCGGUCGAGCCAGCAAGGCACUCCCCGACACUCUCAAGACCAAGCAAAGUAUUCUGAGCGACAAGCUUCUGCAGAGACUACAGCUUCUAGCAAAAAUGACACUAAACUUGCAUCAGGUGGUUCGGGAGAUAGUACUCGUACAACAGAUCAAUCAGAAUACCAUUAUGAAGAGGAGAAGCCUGUCGACAUAGAGGCGGAAUUGGAACGACGGCGUCGACGGCGCGAAGAACUUCUUGCUAAAUCACGCGGCGCAACUCCGAUGCUCGUACAAGCUCUUCAAGCUUCAGAGAAGACGAAUGCAUCCUCUCCGGGCCAGACACGAGCUGGUACGCCCGUAUUUGCCGAUGGAAACACUCCCCGAUCCAUUAUCUCAUCGCCGAACUCCCCAGCUCGUGGUAUCCAAGAAGGAAUGUCACCCACUGUGAUUGAUAUAUCUAACGAUCAGGAUCUUAUCAAUACUCAUGGAAAAUUUAGAGGUAGUGAUGAUGACGGACCUUCCGCAGCUGACUACGAUCCGACGAACGACAUGAGAGAAGAUGAGCUACGGGAUGAACGACGUCAUGGUCAUAUCGGGCCUCAUGGGGAAGCAAUUCCUCUUAACCCGAAGGCGGAGAUUGCACCAGCAGAUACUCCCCAGCAGCUAGAGAAGUCUAAAGCUGACGAUGACGAUGAAGAUUUUGACAUGUUUGCUGAAGAUUUUGACGAGGAGAAAUUUGCCGCGCCUAAGCCAGAUCAUCUGGACGCUGCUGUAGAUGAUCGUAAGGUCCCUGCCACCCUUUUACAAGCUAGUGCCGGCGGUAUCCUUGAGGGUGACGACAAAGAGGGAUAUUAUAAGAUCCGAAUCGGCGAGAUUAUGGACGGUCGGUACCAGGUCCAGACGACCCUCGGCAAAGGCAUGUUUUCUGGUGUCGCCCGAGCCGUUGAUAUCACGAAUAAAUCAUUGGUUGCCAUAAAGAUGAUGCGGAAUAACGAUGCUCUCAGGAAGGGAGGAUUUACUGAGAUAGCGAUCCUGCAAAAGUUGAAUGAGGCUGACCCUGAGAACCGCAAGCAUAUUGUCAAGUUCGAGCGCUAUUUUGAGCACAAGGGCCAUCUUUGUCUAGCCUUUGAGAAUCUCAGCUUGAACUUGAGAGAGGUUCUGAGAAAGUUUGGCAACAAUAUUGGCAUCAACUUGAACGCCACGCGCGCUUAUGCACACCAGAUAUUUGUUGCUUUAGCUCAUCUUCGCAAGUGCAGUAUCAUUCACGCUGACUUGAAGCCGGACAACAUCCUAGUCAACGAAACGCGCAACAUCCUCAAGAUCUGUGACUUGGGUACGGCUAUUGAUAGAUCAGAUGCUGCAACGGCGAAUAAUGAGAUUACUCCUUACUUGGUCAGUCGGUUCUACCGAGCCCCAGAGAUCAUCCUCGGAAUGCCGUACGACUACGCCGUCGACAUGUGGUCCAUCGGCUGCACGUUGUAUGAGCUAUACACUGGCAAAAUCCUUUUCACGGGGGAUAGCAACAACCAAAUGCUCAAGGCAAUUAUGGAAAUCCGUGGCAAGUUUAGCACCAAGUUAUACAAACGCGGUGAAUUAUCUCCCAUGCAUUUUGAUGAUUUCGGGAAUUUUGUCAGCCUUGAGAGGGACAAGGCGCUUGGUAAGGUAUGUUGAUAUUUCCUAAUUCGCUCACAAUCCCUGGGCGGCAUAUUACUGGGGGGAUUUGAUUUAUCACUUGCAUUUCUAUUUAUACACAGCGUCUAGUCGACGUUGUCCUAGGCUGGGGGUGGUGCCGGGCCAAGGCUGCAAGCUGCAGGCGGAUCACAUCAGCUAAUGAGUGCAUUCGGGAUGAUGCCAGCCGCAUCAAGAUCCCUGUUUCCUUUCAUCUAUCUUCCUUAGGUGGUGGUGGCUUAUGGGAUCAUGUCGCGCCUCAGACUAUCAUCAACAUGCCCCAUGUUUAAUCCUACCAGCAUGUUGCAUUAUCACUGGUCUCGAGUCGAUGCGGACUCGGGCGCGCUUAUGAUCUGACUAUUACCCCGGAUCUUACGGCAUCGAGCUGAUGCUACACCACCACCAGCUUACCUCCAUAUCUGCCAUAGCCCUUUGAUAUUGGAAGGAAGACUCUUUAAUCUAUCACCUGUUUUAUAUGUCUUAGACACGCCGACUAACUAG